AGGAGCUUUGAGAGAUGAGUUUUCUCCACUGAGACCCUCAUCCUGAACCUCUCUCUCAUAAUGAGCAUCGCAGCUCUCUCACCCCUGAGUCCGGAGCCCCCCUCCCCCAUGCUGACGUCGGUGACUCCGGUCACUCCGACCCUGGACCCUAGAGCUGUUGAUGCUCCUCUGACCCUGGAUCAGUCUCAGGAUGGAGCUUCCUGUCCAGGUCCUGGUCCCAGCCGAGGCUGCCUCACCGGAGGAGGAGCUCACCUGGACUUCUCUCGGAGGAUGCAGAAACCCCCUCCUCUAAACACCGGAGCGGACUGGAAGGUGGUCCUUCAUUUACCAGAGAUCGAGACCUGGCUGAGGGCGACCAGCGACCGGGUCUCACAGCUCGCUCACUCCGUGGGACAGGACGCCGACAACAGACACGUGGACGUCCACCUGGUACAGCUCAAGGACAUCUGUGAGGACAUCUCGGACCACGUGGAGCAGAUCCACGCCCUGCUGGAGACCGAGUUCUCCCUGAAGCUCCUCUCCUACUCCGUUAACAUCAUCGUGGACAUCAGAACCGUGCAGCUGCUGUGGCACCAGCUCCGAGUGUCGGUUCUGGUCCUGAAGGAGCGGCUGCUGCAGGGUCUGCAGGACUCCAACGGAAACUUCACCCGCCAGACCGACAUCCUCCAGGCCUUCAGCCAGGACCAGCACCAGACCCGUCUGGAUGCUCUGACGGAGGUUGACGACUGCGGUCAGCUGACCAUACGCUGCAGUCAGGACUACUUCUCUCUGGACUGUGGGAUCACUGCCUUUGAGCUGAGCGACUACAGCCCGAGUGACGAGCCGGAGACCCCCCCACGAAAGAGAGAUCCCACCCAAGACUCCAAUCAGGACCUCCACAGCAGCUUACCAGAACUUUCUGUGCCGUCUGACUCAGAAAACCACAACCAUUCUCUGUCCACACUACCCACAAUGCAGUGCGGCGUGUCCAACCAGAGCGAGAGCUCCAAGCGUCCUCUUCAGGGUGUGAGUCUCAGCGCCCAGGUGUCUCCUACUCGUCCAUCACGUCCCAAGAGAGCCGCCUUGUUCUACAGCAGAGGAACCAGGGUGGAGGACUUCAGACCAAGUUACAAAAAGAUGAAACAUCUCUCAGAGCGGGAGCUGAGCCAGAGCACCCCGUCCCUCGUGGAUCCCCCAGACCGCUCUAAGUUCUGGCUGGAACUGGACUCGGUUUAUCCAGGAAAGGUCUCCCAGUCCUACGAAAGCCUGCAGGUGACGAGUGGACACAAACUGAAGAACCAGCAGGUAACCUCUACACCUGGAGAACAUCUAGGGAGACGCCUGCCUCAACACAAGAGCUCACCUGGGGGAAGACCCACCGCCGGCGUCCCCCUGAGGCCUCAGGAUGAAAUAUCAAACCAUAUGGAGAGGACGGGGACAAAGACAUCCAGUAAAGGGGACUCUGACUCCUCCCUGCCCUCCCCCAUCAGGGAGCAGAGUCUCUCCUCAGAUAUGGAGGUGUCAGGAGAAGAAUCAGAUCCCCAGCUGUGUCCCGGCAAGACCACAGUCUGGAUCGUGAAGCGGCACGUAGACAAGGAGACCUCAUUAAAAACUGCUCCGGAUAGGGAGCACUGGUACGGUUCAGAUGAGUUCUUGGCUCUUCCUGCUCAGCUCCAUAAAACUGAGAUGCUGGCUCUGAAACUGGAAAGCCUGACUCAGUCCGUCCCUCUGUGUGAAUGCUGA
Molecule: messenger RNA, 1722 nt
Organism: Nematolebias whitei (Rio pearlfish)
Lineage: Eukaryota; Metazoa; Chordata; Actinopteri; Cyprinodontiformes; Rivulidae
Gene: akap6
Product: A kinase (PRKA) anchor protein 6
Exons: 9
Coding region: 61-1722 (553 amino acids)
Cellular component (GO): sarcoplasmic reticulum; perinuclear region of cytoplasm
Molecular function (GO): protein kinase A binding; transmembrane transporter binding
Source: RefSeq, a predicted model, not a curated record